AUGACUGCCAAGACUUUCGAUUCAGUGGGAGCUGAGCUUGCUGCAGUUUUACCCCCAAACGACAAACCAUGGUACAAGAAGCGGAACCAAGUUUAUCUCAACUUCUGCAUCAUGAGCCUUUUCCUGCUCUCCUCAGGGAACGGCUACGAUGGAUCGAUGCUGAACGGCCUGCUCGCUCUCACACCUUGGCAAUCGUUCAUGAAAAAUCCCACAGGCGCUUGGCUCGGAUUCAUCAGCGGGGCACAAAACCUCGGCAGCAUAGCAUUCUAUCCCGUGGUCGCAUGGGCGUCUAAUCGAUUUGGCCGGAAACCCACCAUCUUCGCCGGUUACUUUUUCCUCUGCCUCGGGGCGGGUUUGCAGACCGGGGCUACCAACGUUCCGAUGUUUGUCGUGUCGCGGCUCAUUGUCGGUAUUGCGAGUGCCUUCUUCGGCGGUUGCGUACCUCUUUUGAUGACAGAGACGGCUUAUCCCACCCAUCGUGGUAUUAUCACCAGCCUCUACAUGUGCGGAUGGUACGUCGGCUCGUUCCUCGCUGCGUGGGCCGCAUUCGGUACCCGCAACUACGACAACUCAUGGUCUUGGCGGAUACCAUCAAUCCUCCAAGUACUGCUCCCCGUGCUUGCACUCCCUGGGCUCGUCAUGAUGCCCGAGUCACCCCGUUUCUUCGCCUCCAAGAAGCGAGACCACGAGACCCGAGCAUUCCUCGUUAAGUACCACGCAGAAGGUGACGAGUCUUCCCCACUGGCUGCGUUCGAGCUCGCAGAAAUCACGCGAAGCAUCCAGAUGGAGUCAGAUUAUCAGAAGCAGACAUCGUACCGAGACAUGGUUGCGACACCUGCCAACCGCAAGCGGACAUUCAUCACCGUCUUCCUGGGAAUCUUUGUUCAGUGGGCCGGCCAGAACGUCGCAGGAUACUAUUUGCCGCCGGUUCUCGCCACCAUCGGUAUCACGACCUCCACCCAGCAGACGCUCGUCAAUGGUUUCCUGCAAAUCUGGAAUCUCGUGUGCGCUCUGGUCGGUGCGUUCAACGUCGACCGCUUUGGGCGUCGUUUACUUUUCCUCGCGGCCACCGGUGGCAUGCUUUUCUCUUAUAUCCUGAUCACUGCACUUUCCGCUACCUUUGCCAACGAGGGUUCGGCUGCGGUCGGAACCGCUGUUGUCCCGUUCCUCUUUCUCAUGUACGGCUCAUAUCCUGUCGAAAUCUGGCAGUACAGCCUGCGCUCACGUGGCCUGUCUGUGAUGUGGAUUUCGACGGCGACAGCUGUGUUCUUCAACAUUUUCAUCAACCCUAUCGCACUCGAGGCUAUUGAAUGGAGAUACUACCUCCUUUACGUGUUUAUCCUCGCUGGUGGAGGGGUCGUCAUUUAUUACACAUUUCCCGAGACGCGAGGUCAUACCCUGGAGGAAAUAGCGCGCGUCUUUGACGGAGAGAAUGUGGACGUUGCCAAGGAAGACAAACACGAAGAGGACACUAAGACAACAGAGACUACCCAUCACGUUGACCACAUCGACAAAGUCUAG
This is a messenger RNA of Diaporthe batatas, 1521 nucleotides long. RefSeq lists its product as uncharacterized. Bases 1 to 1521 code for a protein of 506 amino acids. Gene Ontology annotation, molecular function: carbohydrate:proton symporter activity. The record is from RefSeq and is a predicted model, not a curated record. NCBI's taxonomy places the organism in Eukaryota, Fungi, Ascomycota, Sordariomycetes, Diaporthales, Diaporthaceae. The transcript is spliced from 3 exons. Gene Ontology annotation, biological process: transmembrane transport; carbohydrate transport. Gene Ontology annotation, cellular component: membrane.